Vicia faba (fava bean) is the source of this 777-nucleotide messenger RNA. The record is from the annotation of a GenBank genome assembly. NCBI's taxonomy places the organism in Eukaryota, Viridiplantae, Streptophyta, Magnoliopsida, Fabales, Fabaceae.
AUGGACAGCAAAAACGUCGUCGUUUGCGACAACGGAACCGGAUAUGUGAAGUGUGGUUUUGCUGGUGAGAAUUUUCCUACCUCCGUUUUUCCUUGUGUUGUGGGGAGGCCAAUGCUUCGGUACGAAGAAUCCCUUACCGAGCAAGAGUUGAAGGAUAUUGUUGUUGGCGAGGGAUGUGCAGACCUGCGGCAUCAACUUGAUAUAUCUUAUCCUGUGACCAAUGGAAUUGUCCAAAACUGGGAUGACAUGUGUCAUGUGUGGGAUCAUGCAUUUUACAAUGAAUUAAAAAUUAAUCCUCAAGACUGUAAGAUUCUACUUACCGACCCGCCUCUUAAUCCCUCAAAAAAUCGUGAAAAAAUGGUCGAGACAAUGUUUGAGAAGUACAAUUUUGCUGGAGUGUUUAUCCAAAUCCAAGCUGUUCUAACAUUAUAUGCUCAAGGUUUGCUGACUGGAUUAGUUAUAGACUCGGGUGAUGGUGUCACUCAUGUGGUCCCAGUUGUUGAUGGCUAUUCAUUCCCUCAUUUGACAAAACGAAUGAAUGUAGCUGGCCGGCAUAUAACUGCCUAUCUCGUUGAUUUGCUUUCACGGAGGGGAUAUGCAGUGAAUAGGACUGCUGAUUUUGAGACUGUUAGGGAAAUCAAAGAGAAGCUAUGCUAUAUAGGCUAUGAUUACAAGAGGGAAUAUCAGUUGGGGCUUGAAACCACUAUCCUUGUUAAGAACUAUACUGUAAGUUGGCAUCCUGAAUUUCCUGAAAUCUGUAUGACUAGUUCUGUGUAA